Molecule: messenger RNA, 1568 nt
Organism: Phytophthora nicotianae INRA-310
Lineage: Eukaryota; Oomycota; Peronosporomycetes; Peronosporales; Peronosporaceae
Exons: 1
Coding region: 48-1343 (431 amino acids)
Source: RefSeq, a predicted model, not a curated record
UAAAGGCUUACGUUGCGCCCUGUCACCAUUGCGAAAUCUGAAAGACCAUGGAGGUCGUCGCGCUUAAUGAGCGCCUCCGCAGUGACUUCUCGACGCUGUUAAAGCAGCUUCCACCACCGUACGCCGUAUCUGCCUUCUAUGGUACGAAGAACUUUGCUUCUUCUACCAGAUCUGCGACCCCCGCGCUCAUGAACGACCGCUACACGCAGCACUGCCGCCUCAUGUUGUGGCGUCUCAAUUCAUACCAGUACGGGACUACUAGCGCGUUUCUGCUAGAUCUGGAACAGCUGGAACGCGUAGCUGAGUCUCCGGAGCUUAAGCAGCAGGUGCAACGUGUCUUAGAUCGUCUUGCAAGUUCUGAUAAUGAAGAACACGGCGUGGACGUCUCCAAUAGGACCGGAGCGACGGUUUCUUUAUGCUCGAGCUACGGCGCCCCUGGGCUACAGGAAGUUACGCCCAUUCGGUCAGAAGAAGAUGAUACAGUGAACAACACAACGUGGCUCUGUAAUGUUUCGCUUAGGGAUCAGGUCGUGACUAUCGGGACUUUCAAGAGUCAAGAAGAGGCGCUGAAGGGAUAUAAGAAGCAGAGGAAGAAGAUGGCCGAGAACGCUGCCAGCUUUAACAAGUUGAAACAGCUAGGAGCUAAACUAGAAGUGGAACAGCGUGAAGAGGAUAAACGGGUACUGAAGGAGGCAAUGGCUCAGUGCCAUCCGAGACUGAUGACCAUGAAGGUGUCGGCGGUAGUCCCUGCACCCCCUGGGAGCAGCACGACAAUACCUGCCAAAGGAAUCCCACGCUCCGUGGUGAAGAGUAUUGCAGCGGCUUCGUCCUCGCCUGCGACGAGUCCAGCGCCGUCAGAGUCUGGAUUGUCGCCCCCACGAGCAUCAAGAUCGUCUAAGCGACAAAGAGCGGAUUCCAAUUCGAGUGCUUCGGCCCAGAAGAAGCAGAGACUGGAGGCGAAUAACUCUGCUACUAGCCGUUCGUAUCUGAAGCUGCGGAGACUUAUCCAGAAGCGACUGUGUCGACACUUGAAAGGCCAGAAAGUUUGCGUGCUGCCAAACCCUGAUAAGAUCGACGAGGCGCGAUGGGUUGCUUCAGGACGUCUAGAAGCUGGCAAGGUGUUCUCUUUCGACAAGAAAAAGCAAAUGACCUUCGCAGACUACGUUCGAGACGAGCUGGGUCGUCCUGUAUCAGCAUGUGCUCACAUGUUCCUUGUUCGAACCAAGGAAAGUAUCGAUGAUCACUUGAAAGUGUGCGACGCGUUCUCAGACAAGGAACGCGAGCUCGGUCCACCCACUCAGCUGGAACCAGUGAAAAGCAAAAAGACAUCGCGCAGACGCUAAGCUGAGUGCUGAGAGCUGGUGGGUAUACAUCCUCCGUCUAAUAUGAAUCUCUUGCGCUUUCUACUACAUUCUUUUUUUUUCUUCACACCAACUCGCGCUAACGAAGCUAUGCUACGCUAUCUACCAUUUCCGCUUCAAGAGAAGCGCUCGCCUGUAACAGGACAAAGCUGGAGGUUGCUAUUGGUGCAGUUGUAAUGCACAACCUUCCCGUUCGGGUAAACAGCG